AUGACUGGUCCUUGUAUUGCCACAGAGAUUCCUCCCGAAAUUUUCAUUAAUAUUUGUCAAGAUCUUCCCCCUUCUGACCUUCUUUCUCUUGCUCAAGUUUGUAAAAAAUUUUAUGGUUACUUAUGUUCAACUCAUUCAAGACCUACACAAGAAAUUUGGCGUAAUUCUAGAUCUCAAUUUUUACCUUAUGUUAAAAUGCUUCCUCCUGAUAAUAUGGAUGAACGUCAAUAUGUAAAACUUCUUUCUGAACGUGGAUGUCAAUUUUGUAAAAGACCUAGAAUAAGAAGAAUUUAUUGGGCUUUUCGUGUUCGUUGUUGUAAACCUUGUUUGAGUGAAAGAACAAUGAGAUUAGAUCAAAUUCGGCGUGAUUUAUUAUCAAAAUUUUCUAUUCCUGAUGAUAUUUUACGUGGAUUAACUUAUACAACAGGAUUUUAUAAAUGGGGAUGGGAUCAAAGUCCAAAAAAUCGACCUGCAAAUUUAUAUUGGAAAGAUGAUGUUUAUCGUGUUUAUAAUGAAUAUUUAAAACUUGAUCCUGAUGAAAGAAAAGAUUGGCUUCUUAAUAAAAGAAAAGAAGGUCGACAAAAAAUGGAAGAUGUCGCUCAACGUGAAAUUGAACAUGAAAAUGAAUAUUGGGUUAAAUCUUCUGAAAAUGAAAAAAAGCGUGAAGAACGCGCUUCUACUAUUGAAUCUCUGAUAAAAAAAGAAAGAAAUGAUUUUGGUUUAUUAAGAUUUAAAAUGCCUAUAGUAGAACAAUGUAUGGUUUAUAAUAAGGCCAUAAUGUCAUCAUCCACACAUACUUUUACUAAUCGUGCUUGGAUUGGAUUAAAAAAUAAAUUAAUUCCUGAAUAUACAAAACUUGCUGCUUCUCAUAGAACUCAACGUCAGGCUGCUGAAAAAUUAUUCUCUCAUGAUGUAGCUGUUCAAACUCGUCAAAUGGAUAUACUUAAAUUAAUUUUUGAUUUACCUCGUCCUGAUUCUGAUCAACCUGUCUUUGAUAAUGCAGAAAAUGCUCAAGAAUUUCCAAGAAAUAAACCUGAAAUCUUUUUUGCAGCAGGUUUUAACGUUAAUUUGAUUGUUAAUUUAUAA
This is a messenger RNA of Dentiscutata erythropus, 1086 nucleotides long. The record is from the annotation of a GenBank genome assembly. Lineage: Eukaryota; Fungi; Glomeromycota; Glomeromycetes; Diversisporales; Gigasporaceae.